This is a messenger RNA of Helicoverpa zea (corn earworm), 818 nucleotides long. It is a transcript of the gene GMF, whose product is annotated as glia maturation factor beta. Bases 81 to 506 code for a protein of 141 amino acids. The transcript has 4 exons. Gene Ontology annotation, molecular function: actin binding; Arp2/3 complex binding. Gene Ontology annotation, biological process: actin filament debranching; negative regulation of Arp2/3 complex-mediated actin nucleation. Gene Ontology annotation, cellular component: actin cortical patch. The record is from RefSeq and is a predicted model, not a curated record. NCBI's taxonomy places the organism in Eukaryota, Metazoa, Arthropoda, Insecta, Lepidoptera, Noctuidae.
UGUCAGAUUGUCGACGUAAACAAACGACGGCGAUUUCCGCUAUUUAUUGUUUAUUUUUAAAUUAAAUUCAAAUAAUAAACAUGUCAUCUCACAACGUGAACGUUUGCGACAUCACCGACGACGUCAAGGAGGUGUUGAAGAAGUUCCGAUUUCAGAAACACACGACUAAUUCUGCGCUGAUACUGAAGGUGAACAGAGAGAAGCAGACGCUGGAGGUAGACGAGGAGUUGGAGAAUGUGGAACUUGAGGAUCUUCAGGAUACGCUGCCUUCUCAUCAGCCACGGUUCAUUGUGUACAGCUACAAGUUGGAGCAUGACGACGGACGCGUGUCGUUCCCGAUGUGCUUCAUCUUCUACACGCCCAGGGACGCGCACAUGGAGCUGCAGGUAAUGUACGCGGGCACGCAGCGGGCGCUGGCGGCCGCAGUGGGCGCGCCUCGUCUGCUCGAAGUGCGCGAGAUCGACGAGCUCACCGCCGACUGGCUGCAGGAGAAACUCAAGAAGUAAACACAAGUGCACACGAAAUUACACCUUAUGUACUUGUGGUGGUGAGUCAAAGUCGUAUGCAGAUGUUUUUGCUAUAAAAAUGGUAAUAAUUUGCUGAAUUCUGAGUCAAGUUUUUUUAUGUACAGUCGGCCACAAAAUUCUGUGAACACAAACAAAAUUAUAAAAUUUUUUGAACACCAACAAUCUGUGUACUUGGAUCUGCGACUGCAUUAAUUCUCUGCUGUUCAAAUUAUUUUGUUCAGUAGUUGUUGUAACGGUGAUUUUUUAAUUUUAGGUAUUUUUUUGUGUUCAUGGAGUUUUGUUACUGAUCGC